Messenger RNA from Staurois parvus, 328 nucleotides. NCBI's taxonomy places the organism in Eukaryota, Metazoa, Chordata, Amphibia, Anura, Ranidae. The record is from the annotation of a GenBank genome assembly.
ACGCAGAAAACUUGCUUUCAAGCAGUUGAUUUUUAUCAGUGUUUCCAAACACAAAGCUGCAAAUCGCGUUUUUAUUAUAAGCAAUUGGUUGUGAAAUUUUUUUUUAACUCUUCAGUUCCUGAUGCUUGUCCAGAGACUUUUUUCCAUCAUGAAAUGCAUGGAAAGCGUUUUCAAGGUACUCAGAUGGAGACAAAACACGGAAAACAGGAUGUUUUUCCUACCAAGCUUGUCAUGCAUUACAAAGACCAAUGCACACCUCAGACCUCUCCCACCCUUGGAACAAAAAAGAUAUGUUAAUGACCAUUCACUCACCUCAAAUUCCUCAUGA